AGGAGGCGACAUCGGCCGCCGGACCCACUCCACCACCUGCCCGCUUUCCCGCACAAAGUUCAUUCCUCCUCCUAUUGGUCAGAUGCUCGCUCGCCUCCCCCUGCCGUCGCGCCUCGUCUUCCUCUUCCCCUCCCGCCGCCUCUCCGCCGCCGGCGACUCCCCUGCCGUCAAGAUGGCGGCGCGGUCGGCGCUCGACGAGGUCACUGACUCCGGCGCCUUUGACCGCUCGCCGUCCACCUUCCGGAGCUCCGUGUCUAGGGACGGCUCCUCCCGGUUCCCCGCCGUGCCUGGGAGGUACCACCUCUACGUCUCCUACGCGUGCCCCUGGGCGUCCAGGUGCCUCGCCUACCUCAAGCUCAAGGGCCUCGACCACGCCAUCGGCUUCACCUCUGUGAAGCCCAUCUUUGAGAGGACCAAGGAGACCGACGACCAUCUGGGCUGGGUUUUCCCGGCCACCGGAGACGAGGAGCCCGCCGCCGAGCCGGAUCCUUUCAACGGAGCCAAGAGCAUCCGGGAGCUCUACGAGAUCGCCAGCCCAAAUUACGCCGGGAAACCAACUGUUCCGGUUCUCUGGGACAAGCAGCUUAAGACCGUGGUGAACAAUGAGAGCUCGGAGAUCAUCCGGAUGCUCAACACCGAGUUCAACGAGAUCGCAAGGAAUCCAGGUCUGGAUCUCUAUCCUGCUCAUUUACAGGCAUCCAUAGAUGAGAUCAAUGAGUUGGUGUACGACACGAUAAACAACGGCGUGUACAAAUGUGGCUUUGCCAAGAAACAGGGGCCAUAUGAUGAGGCUGUCACAAGAUUAUAUGAGGCUUUGGACAAAUGUGAGGAGAUUCUAAGCAAGCAACGUUAUAUAUGUGGCAACCAGUUGACAGAGGCUGAUGUUCGCUUGUUUGUAACUCUUAUAAGAUUUGAUGAGGUUUAUGCUGUUCAUUUCAAAUGUAACAAAAGGCUUAUCAGGGAAUACCCCAAUCUGUUCAAUUACACCAAGGACAUCUACCAGAUUCCUGGCAUCAGCAGCACAGUUAACAUGGAGCACAUAAGAAAGCACUACUACGGAAGCCAUCCGUUCAUAAAUCCUUACGGGAUCAUCCCUGCAGGCCCUAACAUCGAUUACAAUGCUCCACACGACAGAGAGAAGUUUGGUGCCUAGGAGAUCUCUUAUGGUAUACUUCUAUAGAAAGAAAUCACUAUGCUUCAUUGCUAUGACAUCGAGGUUUUGGCUAAGAAAUGUUUGAAGGGCGGAUUUGUGCUUGGUUGUAAUACAAGGAUUGUAAAAGGUGAUCGAUAGGUAAUAAGAAGAGAAAAACAGUCAAGUAGACAACCCAAAGCUAUAUGGUAAUAAAUCACAAAGUUCUUUGUUU
This is a messenger RNA of Oryza brachyantha (malo sina), 1364 nucleotides long. RefSeq names its product glutathionyl-hydroquinone reductase YqjG-like. The transcript has 6 exons. Gene Ontology annotation, molecular function: glutathione transferase activity. The record is from RefSeq and is a predicted model, not a curated record. The coding region runs from base 83 to 1153 and encodes 356 amino acids. Gene Ontology annotation, cellular component: cytoplasm. NCBI's taxonomy places the organism in Eukaryota, Viridiplantae, Streptophyta, Magnoliopsida, Poales, Poaceae.